GCGCGGGAGCCGCUGGCGCGCGGGGCGCCUGCUGCGCAUGCGCAGCGAGCUGGCGCUUCUCUAGCGCCGCGAGUUACGGCUGCCCGCUCUCCCGGCGGGCUUCGGCAGGAAUGGAGCCGCUGGACGAGCUGGACCUGCUGCUGCUGGAAGAGGACGGCGGAGCGGAGGCCGUGCCGCGGGUGGAGCUACUUCGGAAGAAGGCGGACGCUUUGUUUCCAGAGACAGUUCUGAGCCGAGGAGUGGAUAACCGGUACCUGGUGCUAGCUGUUGAGACCUCGCAGAAUGAAAGAGGAGCCGAGGAGAAGCGCUUGCACGUCACGGCGUCCCAGGACCGAGAGCACGAAGUUCUGUGCAUCCUGAGGAAUGGCUGGAGCUCAGUACCAGUUGAGCCAGGGGACAUCGUUCACUUAGAGGGAGACUGCACAUCUGAGCCGUGGAUAAUAGACGAUGACUUUGGAUAUUUUAUUCUGUACCCGGACAUGAUGAUCUCCGGCACAAGCGUCGCUAGCAGCAUUCGGUGUCUGAGAAGAGCUGUCCUGAGCGAGACCUUCAGGGGCUCUGAUCCAGCCACUCGCCAGAUGCUGAUCGGUACAAUUCUCCACGAAGUCUUUCAGAAAGCGAUAAGUGAGAGCUUUGCUCCAGAAAGGCUACAAGAGCUUGCUCUUCAGACCCUCCGAGAAGUGAGGCAUUUGAAGGAAAUGUAUCGCUUGAAUCUGAGCCAAGAUGAAAUACUCUGUGAAGUUGAGGAGUAUCUCCCUUCUUUCUCUAAGUGGGCGGAGGACUUCAUGCGUAAGGGCCCUUCGUCUGAAUUCCCUCAAAUGCAGCUCUCUCUGCCAAGCGAUGGCAGUAACAGAAGUUCACCUUGUAACAUUGAAGUAGUCAAGUCACUGGAUAUCGAAGAAAGCAUCUGGUCCCCUAGGUUUGGACUGAAGGGCAAAAUAGACGUCACAGUCGGGGUCAAAAUACAUCGAGAUUGUAAAAUGAAAUACAAGGUAAUGCCACUGGAGCUGAAGACCGGCAAAGAGUCCAACUCCAUCGAGCACCGGAGUCAGGUGGUCCUGUACACGCUGCUAAGCCAGGAGAGGCGAGAGGACCCCGAGGCUGGCUGGCUUCUCUACCUCAAGACCGGGCAGAUGUACCCUGUGCCCGCCAACCAUCUGGACAAAAGAGAACUGCUGAAGCUCAGGAACUGGCUGGCCGCCUCGCUGCUGCACCGUGUGAGCCGAGCAGCUCCGGGGGAGGAAGCUCGGCUCUCUGCCUUGCCACAGAUAAUCGAGGAAGAGAAAACUUGUAAAUACUGUUCGCAGAUAGGCAACUGUGCUCUUUAUAGCAGAGCAGUUGAAGAGCAGGGAGAUGACGCAUCCAUCCCAGAAGCCAUGCUGUCCAAAAUCCAGGAAGAAACACGGCACCUGCAGCUGGCGCACUUGAAGUAUUUCAGCCUGUGGUGUCUCAUGUUAACGCUGGAGUCGCAAUCUAAAGACAACCGGAAGACUCACCAGAGUAUCUGGUUAACGCCUGCCUCUGAACUGGAGGAGAGUGGCAACUGUGUUGGAAACCUGGUCAGGACGGAGCCUGUAUCAAGAGUUUGUGAUGGACAGUAUUUACAUAAUUUUCAGCGGAAAAAUGGUCCCAUGCCAGCCACCAAUCUGAUGGCAGGUGACAGGAUUAUUUUAAGUGGAGAAGAGAGAAAACUAUUUGCUUUGUCCAAAGGCUACGUGAAGAAGAUGAACAAGGCAGCCGUUACCUGCUUGCUAGACAGGAACUUGUCGACACUCCCAGCAACAACGGUGUUUCGAUUAGACCGGGAAGAAAGACAUGGCGACAUAAGUACUCCACUAGGAAAUCUGUCUAAAUUGAUGGAAAGCACAGAUCCCAGCAAAAGACUUCGAGAAUUAAUCAUCGAUUUCAGGGAACCUCAGUUCAUCGCCUACCUCAGCUCCGUCCUUCCACACGAUGCGAAGGAUACGGUGGCCAACAUUCUAAAGGGUUUGAAUAAACCCCAGAGACAAGCAAUGAAGAGAGUCCUUCUUUCGAAAGACUACACGCUCAUUGUUGGGAUGCCAGGGACAGGAAAGACAACCACCAUCUGUGCCCUGGUGAGGAUCCUCUCUGCCUGUGGGUUCAGCGUUCUGCUGACCAGCUACACGCACUCCGCCGUUGACAAUAUUCUCCUGAAGUUAGCCAAGUUUAAAGUCGGAUUUUUGCGCUUGGGUCAGUCUCAUAAGGUCCAUCCAGACAUCCAGAAGUUUACAGAGGAGGAGAUUUGCAGAUCGAGGUCCAUUGCGUCUUUAGCCCAUCUAGAAGAACUCUAUAACAGUCACCCUAUUGUUGCAACAACCUGCAUGGGAAUAAAUCACCCAAUAUUUUCCCGAAAAACCUUUGAUUUCUGUAUUGUGGAUGAAGCAUCUCAAAUCAGCCAGCCCGUCUGCCUGGGCCCACUGUUCUUUUCGCGGAGGUUUGUGCUGGUGGGGGACCAUCAGCAGCUGCCUCCCCUGGUUGUAAACCGAGAGGCAAGAGCUCUGGGCAUGAGCGAGAGCUUGUUCAAGAGGCUGGAGCGGAACGAGAGCGCUGUGGUGCAGCUGACCGUGCAAUACCGAAUGAACAGGAAGAUUAUGUCCCUGAGCAACAAGCUCACAUACGCAGGGAAACUGGAGUGUGGGUCAGACCGAGUGGCCAACGCAGUGCUAGCCCUGCCCAACCUCAAGGACGCAAGGCUGAGCCUCCAGCUUUAUGCCGACUACUCUGACAGCCCCUGGCUGGCUGGAGUGUUAGAGCCAGACAAUCCCGUGUGUUUCCUUAACACAGACAAGGUCCCAGCUCCAGAGCAAGUUGAAAAUGGUGGUGUUAGCAAUGUCACAGAAGCCAGACUCAUUGUCUUCCUAACCUCAACUUUUAUAAAGGCUGCAGCCCCUCAGACAUUGGCGUCAUCGCCCCGUACCGACAGCAGCUGCGGAUCAUCAGCGACUUACUGGCCCGGUCUUCUGUUGGGAUGGUUGAGGUUAACACAGUAGACAAAUACCAAGGAAGGGACAAGAGUCUCAUCCUGGUGUCCUUUGUUAGGAGUAAUGAGGAUGGAACUGUAAGUUCACUAUCUGCUGCUGACAGAUCUCCCUCCCUCCUUCCCUUCCGGCCUCACGUGAUCAACGCUAAAAUCCAAGGCCUUGGGUUUCAUUGCUAGCCAGGCAAGCACCUCACCAGUAUAGCUACACUCUAGCUCCUUCUCUCUUAAAACAGUUGUUAGCCGGGCAGUGGUGGCGCACGCCUUUAAUCCCAGCACUUGGGAGGCAGAGGCAGAGGCAGAGGCAGAGGCAGAGGCAGAGGCAGAGGCAGAGGCAGAGGCAGGCGGAUUUCUGAAUUCUAUAGCUUAGGAUCUAUAGCUUAGAUGUAUCUUAAGCUCACUUUGUAACUAACUCUUGAGCCAGCCUCCCAUGUGUACCACUUAGAAGCUGGGAUUGCGGGCUGGUGAGAUGGCUCAGUGGGUAAGAGCACCCGACAGCUUUUCCGAAGGUCCGAAGUUCAAAUCCCAGCAACCACAUGGUGCCUCACAACCACCCGUAAUGAGAUCUGACUCCCUUUUCUGGAGUGUCUGAAGGCAGCUACAGUGUACUUACAUGUAAUAAAUAAAUUAAAAAAAAAAAAAAAAAAAGAAGCUGGGAUUGCAGAUGUGUGCCCCAUGCCUGGCCAUUUUAACCAUUUGUAUGUGUAUAGAACUGUGAAACAAGGCUGUUGAAAGGAUGCGUUAGAAACAUGCUCAUUGUGACUAGCUGUCUACUCCUUACCCUGGUAGCCACUGUUCCUCUGUCCCUGAGUUCUCUGUACCUGGCUUACUGCACAUGCGCUUAUCUAUACUAUAGCAUGCAUGAGGAUUUGGUUUGUAAGGCUGACUCAUGCUGGAUGCUGGCGGUGCACAGCUUUAACUUAGAGCUGAGAGGCAGAGGCAGGUGGAUCUCAAAGUUCAAGACCAUCCAGGUCUACACAGAGAAACCCUGUAUGGAAAAACAAAAGCAAAUAAGAGGUUGAAUUAUGUUCUGUCACCCGUGGAAUCACAUUUGACUUCCCUCCUCAUUUCGGGAAUCACUUUUACCACAUUUGGGGCAUUUUUAACACAAGAAACUCUUCAGAUUCACAGACACUUUCAGGGUUUUGUUUUGUUUACAUUUUUUCACUCUUUAAUACCAUUUCCUUUUUUUUUUUUUUUUAAGAUUCAUUUAUUUAUUUUAUGCAUAUGAGUACACCAUUGCUCUCUUCAGACACACCAGAAGAGGGCAACAGACCCCAUUAUGGAUGGUUGCUGCAAAUUGAACUUAGGAUCUCUGGAAGAGCUCUUAACCACUGAGCCAUCUCUCCAGCCCACUUUUUCCUUUUAAAAAAAAAGUAUUUUCUGCAUGUAUGUCUGUGUACCACGUGCAUGCCUGGAGCUGUGAGUGUGAGGUCCUCUGCUGCUCCCUGAGCCACAAUACCCUUUUUAAACUAUAGCACACCCAUAGGAGUUGAGAACGUACCCAGCAGAGCUGCCUCCUCACCCAGCUCCUCAUCACUCUGUGCCUACGGCCCAGGUGAUGGCGCUUCUUGUUUGUGUGACUUUCUGGAUUAUGUACGUGCCAUUCUGGACUUGGAUUUUACAUAUAGCACACUGGGUCAUGCCUGUGGUAGAGGCAGACGCAGGAAAGGCUAGCCUGGGCUAUGUAGCACACUGUCUCAGAAAACAAAAGAAGUAACAAAGCCACUGUGGUGGCACAGGCCUGUAACCCUAGUACCUAGAAAUUGGAGGCCGAUCAGGAGUUCAAGGCCAGCCUUGACUGUAUGGCAAGUCUGAGCCUAGUCUGGGUGAGCUGCAAGAAAACUUGUCUGGAGAAA
Mus musculus (house mouse) is the source of this 4857-nucleotide messenger RNA. RefSeq names its product DNA replication helicase/nuclease 2 (gene Dna2). Gene Ontology annotation, molecular function: ATP hydrolysis activity; 5'-flap endonuclease activity; deoxyribonuclease (pyrimidine dimer) activity. Gene Ontology annotation, cellular component: mitochondrial nucleoid; nucleus; mitochondrion. The record is from RefSeq and is a predicted model, not a curated record. Bases 111 to 3011 code for a protein of 966 amino acids. The transcript has 19 exons. Gene Ontology annotation, biological process: positive regulation of DNA replication; telomere maintenance via semi-conservative replication; DNA replication. Lineage: Eukaryota; Metazoa; Chordata; Mammalia; Rodentia; Muridae.